UACCCACCCCCCCACCACCAUCCCCCCCUCUUCGCCAUGGAUGCAAACUGGACCAGCUUUAUAUUCCAGGAUUUAUAUAGCCCCAACAAUUUUUGCAACGCCUUACAACAUGAGGGCAGACAGUACAACUACAAUACAAUUCCAUACAGGAGGAAUCAGAGGGCCUUGCUGACCCCUCCGCCACCCCCUGCCGAACCUCUACAGGUUGAACUUUUGCCGGUGUUGGCUACAGUAUCUGCACAGCAGGAUGGAUCCCUCUCUUCCCAGGCAAUGGUGCAUGCCAUGGCAUCCCAGCACCCUUCUACAGUGGACACGGCAGCCCUCAAGCAGGUGGUGCCAGGUCUGUCCCUUUCCCAGCAAAUGACACUGACGCACAUCAAGUCAGAAGAAUGCCCCGUCGCCACCACCACCGCCCUUCCCCUGCACCCCAUCAUGGAGCUGCCCAAGAAGUCCAAGAGUCGAGGCCCCUACAUCUGCUCCUUGUGCUCGAAAGAGUUCAAAAAUGGCUACAACCUCAGAAGGCAUGAAGCGAUUCACACGGGCACCAAACCUGCCCGGGCACAGCCAGCCACCGUUAAAAUGCCCACGAUGGUGCCGCUCAGUUUGCUCAGUGUUGCCGGCGCGCUCGGAAGUGGUACAGAAACCCUGGAGGUGCCCACCUCUCCUUCCAGCCUCCCCCUUUCGGUGCCCGGGCCCGCCCCAACGGCCAAGAAGGUGCGCAAGAACCACGCCUGCGAGAUGUGCGGCAAAGCCUUCAGAGAUGUCUACCACCUGAACCGCCACAAGUUGUCGCACUCUGACGAGAAGCCCUACUCCUGCCACGUGUGUCAGCAGCGCUUCAAGCGCAAGGACCGGAUGACGUAUCACGUGCGUUCCCACGACGGCACGGUGCACAAGCCCUACAUCUGCAGCCACUGUGGAAAAGGAUUCUCACGUCCUGAUCAUCUGAACAGUCACGUCAGACAAGUUCAUUCUUCAGAGCGUCCAUUUAAAUGCCAGACCUGUGAAGCUGCCUUCGCCACGAAGGACCGUCUGAGAGCGCACAUGGUGCGACACGAGGAGAAGGUCCCCUGCCACGUCUGUGGGAAGCUCCUUAGCGCUGCUUACAUCACGGACCACAUGAAGGUUCACAGCCAGGGUCCGAACCACGUGUGCGAGCUUUGCAACAAAGGAACCUGCCAAGUCUGCCCUAUGUCGGACCCAUCGGCCGCCGUGACCGCUGUCCUGCCCAACACUACUGUCCCUGGCAUCUUGCCGUCGCAGCCCUGGUGACUGGCUCUUCUGGAGGGGGAUACAGACGCUGCGGCCUCUCUCUUCUGAUGUGUUUGUGUACAGACUGAUGGGGGGUGUGAUGGCUCCUCUAAUGCGCACAUAAUGUAUUAUGAAGAGGGGGUGCAUGUAACCUCCUCCGUCGCCUUCAACCUCCUCAGGGAGGAACUAAUGAAGGUGACACUGAAGAACAAAAAAACAAAAAAGGAACACCAUCCAUACCGACAGCUUGGUAUUACCAAUACCCUAUUGCCCUAUAUUCACUACUAGACACGAGCUCCACUGGGCAGAACUUUAUACACUACAUCCCCCUGAGUGGCGGGAAGAGGAGUGCAGUGUUUAAUCGGCAUGUGGCCCUCGUCGUGAAACAUUCCAGUCCCGCUGUUGGUUAGAGUGGCUGGUGUGGAGCUGGCACACAGGGAUGACACGGGAUGGGCCACUGCAGUAGGGUAAAGUUGGCCACGCAAGCUUGACUAGCAGAGGUGGACUUCACGAGACAUUUUAUCUGCAGUUUACCCAGGUUGUCGGACAGACGCAGCGUCCUGUGGAUGGUGUAGACCUAUUUUCAUUUUAAUGAAUUUUAAUAACACUA
Molecule: messenger RNA, 1861 nt
Organism: Rana temporaria (common frog)
Lineage: Eukaryota; Metazoa; Chordata; Amphibia; Anura; Ranidae
Gene: MAZ
Product: MYC associated zinc finger protein
Exons: 6
Coding region: 37-1272 (411 amino acids)
Biological process (GO): regulation of transcription by RNA polymerase II
Cellular component (GO): nucleus
Molecular function (GO): DNA-binding transcription factor activity, RNA polymerase II-specific; RNA polymerase II cis-regulatory region sequence-specific DNA binding
Source: RefSeq, a predicted model, not a curated record